Schizophyllum commune H4-8 is the source of this 379-nucleotide messenger RNA. RefSeq lists its product as uncharacterized. The coding region runs from base 99 to 305 and encodes 68 amino acids. The transcript has a single exon. The record is from RefSeq and is a predicted model, not a curated record. NCBI's taxonomy places the organism in Eukaryota, Fungi, Basidiomycota, Agaricomycetes, Agaricales, Schizophyllaceae.
UAUCAUUAUCCCCACCUCACCUCACUCCCUCGCGUUCCUGGCGAGUGUCCAUAUGGCUCGUACGCACCAGCGAUGGGGUCAGCGCGCGCUCCACGCCCAUGUAUAUGUAUUUUUCCAUCGUUAAUUCUCCCUGCUGCAUCUACGCUAUAUCCAUAUCGUGCUCACUCCCGGAUCGCAAGCAUAUCUCCCUCAGUCUUCCCCCACAUGUAUCAAGCUUCCUGUACAUAGUCUACCUGCAGUUCUCUGUUGUUGUCUGCUCAACGUUCUUUGGGCCCUUCCUGGCUAACUCGCGCAGUGUAUUGUAACAAUGUUGUGAUGCAAAUAAUCGAAUUCCUUCCUGGCCACGACCUGGUGUGCGUCUGGGAUCCGCGUGGGCUGU